Molecule: messenger RNA, 2407 nt
Organism: Hyaena hyaena (striped hyena)
Lineage: Eukaryota; Metazoa; Chordata; Mammalia; Carnivora; Hyaenidae
Gene: PANX2
Product: pannexin 2
Exons: 5
Coding region: 363-2150 (595 amino acids)
Biological process (GO): positive regulation of interleukin-1 production; monoatomic cation transport
Molecular function (GO): channel activity
Source: RefSeq, a predicted model, not a curated record
CCCAUCCUGCUGGUCACCCUCGUCUUCACCAAGAACUUCGCAGGGGUCCUCAUGACCUGGGAACUUUUGACUUGACGGUGGACGAGCCCAGACACUCAGACACGCCCAGGAUAGGACAGUUCCUGGGCCGCGGGAGAUUCCACACACUCAGAUGCAGGUGUGACCCACAAGUGUCACUCAGGGCACAUGCAGAUGUAUCCUGUUUCUAAGACUACUGGAUCAAACACGCACAAACUUGGUCAUUCAAAACAACAGGACAGCUGUCACAGUCUGGGGACCAAAGUCAUUGGGUUGGAGCCACCCUACUCCAGUGUGACCUGAUCCGGAUCAUAUCUGCAAAGAUCCUGCUUCCAAACAAGGUCAUGUUCACAGAGGAGCCCAUCUACUGCUACACGCCGCACAACUUCACGCGCGACCAGGCGCUGUACGCUCGCGGCUACUGCUGGACGGAGCUGCGGGACGCGCUGCCCGGCGUGGACGCCAGCCUGUGGCCGUCGCUGUUUGAGCACAAGCUGCUGCCCUACUCGCUGCUGGCCUUCGCCGCCAUCAUGUACGUGCCCGCGCUGGGCUGGGAGUUCCUGGCCUCCACCCGCCUCACCUCCGAGCUCAACUUCCUGCUGCAGGAGAUCGACAACUGCUACCACCGCGCCGCCGAGGGCCGCGCCCCCAAGAUCGAGAAGCAGAUCCAGUCCAAGGGGCCCGGCAUCACGGAGCGCGAGCGGCGGGAGAUCAUCGAGAACGCGGAGAAGGAGAAGAGCCCCGAGCAGAACCUGUUCGAGAAAUACCUGGAGCGCCGCGGCCGCAGCAACUUCCUGGCCAAGCUGUACCUGGCGCGGCACCUGCUGAUCCUGCUGCUCAGCGCCGCGCCCAUCGCCUACCUGUGCACCUACUACGCCACGCAGAAGCAGAACGAGUUCACGUGCGCGCUGGGCGCGGCCCCGGGCGGGCCGGCGGGCGCCGCGGCCGUGCGCGUCAGCUGCAAGCUGCCGUCCGUGCAGCUGCAGCGCAUCGUGGCGGGCGUGGACAUCGCGCUGCUGUGCGCCAUGAACCUGGUCAUCCUCGUCAACCUCACCCACCUGUUCAUCUUCCGCAAGAGCAACUUCAUCUUCGACAAGCUGCACAAGGUGGGCAUCAAGACGCGCCGGCAGUGGCGCCGCUCGCAGUUCUGCGACAUCAACAUCCUGGCCAUGUUCUGCGACGAGAACCGCGACCACAUCAAGUCGCUCAACCGGCUGGACUUCAUCACCAACGAGAGCGACCUCAUGUACGACAACGUGGUGCGGCAGCUGCUGGCGGCGCUGGCGCAGUCCAACCACGACGCGACGCCCACCGUGCGCCACGCGGGCGUGCAGACCGCGGACCCCGGCGCCGAGCCCGCCGAGCCCGCCGCGCCGCCCGUCGUCAAGCGGCCGCGCCGCAAGAUGAAGUGGAUGCCGGGCGGCAACCCGCUGCCGCAGCCCUUCAAGGAGCCGCUGGCCAUCAUGCGCCUGGAGAACAGCAAGGCCGACAAGCCCAAGCCCGUGCGCCGCAAGACGGCCACCGACACGCUGAUCGCGCCGCUGCUGGACGCGGGCGCGCGCGCCGCGCACCACUACAAGGGCGGCGGCGGCGACGCGGGGCCCGCCCCCGACAAGAAGCACGCGCGCCACUUCUCGCUGGACGUGCACCCCUACAUCCUGGGCACCAAGAAGGCCAAGCCCGAGGCCGUGCCCGCCGCGGCCCUGCCUGCCUCCCGGAGCCAGGAGGGGGGCUUCCUGUCCCAGGCGGAGGAGUGCCCCCUCGGCCUGGCCGCAGCACCCACCAAAGAUGCUCCGCUGCCCGAGAAGGAAAUCCUGUACCCAGCAGAGCCAGCCCGGGCCUCGCUUCCUCCCGGGGGCCCGUUUCACGUCUGCUCGCCCCCCGCGGCCCCCGCCACGGCCCCUCUGUCGCCAGCCAGCCUGGGCAAGCCUGACCCCCUGGCUAUCCUGAGCCGCAACGCCACGCACCCGCUGCUGCACAUCAGCACACUGUACGAAGCCCGGGAGGAGGAGGACGGGGGCCCCCGGGCUCCCCCGGACGUGGGCAGCCUCAUCGCUAUCCCCCCGCCCCAGCAGAUGCUCAUCGCCACCUUCGACGAGCCGAGGACAGUAGUGAGCACUGUGGAGUUCUGAGGGGCAGGGCUGCCUGGCCGCCACGGACCCUCCGCAUGCCCCAGCAGAGCCGCUGACCGCAGCCCCGCGUGGACGUGGCCUCUGCUUUGCCCAGCGCCGCCCGCACCUCCUGGCCUCCUGUCCGCAUGCCAUGGGGCCGAGCACCUUGCCCACCCAGCCCCCAAGACAGCAUCACCGGGGUGCCGGCUGGGCCAGGGGCUGGCCUCGACCCCAGCGGAGCCCCCAGCCAGAAAGGCCUGGAGCCUUCCCCCCCGCCC